AUGGCUCCCUGGUAUGCAAUCAUGACUUUUUCAACUGCUCUACUUGCUCCUGCUCCGGCUCCUGCGACGGAUGCUCCUGCUCCAGCUGCGGCCAUUAAGCGCCUCCGAGACCUCCCCGCCAUGACGCGACUUCAAGCCGAACAAGUAGAGCACAUUGCCGCUGCCUACAAAGCCGGGAACAAGUCGCUCAGCGAGCUAGAUGGGAAGCCACGAUAUAUUGCAAGCGCCGGCGUGGGACUUGUAAACUCGGCGCUCUGA
Molecule: messenger RNA, 258 nt
Organism: Metarhizium album ARSEF 1941
Lineage: Eukaryota; Fungi; Ascomycota; Sordariomycetes; Hypocreales; Clavicipitaceae
Exons: 3
Coding region: 1-258 (85 amino acids)
Source: RefSeq, a predicted model, not a curated record